CUCCAAAUCUCGCGAGACCCAGCGUUCCGCGCGCGCUCCCGGACCGGCGCCCCCUGCACCCCUGCCCUUCGUCGCGGCCAAGAUGGCGACGGCAACUAGUCUGAUCCGGCGGCUCCGCAACUUCCUGGCGGGGCGGGAUCUCCAGGCGAAGCUGCAGCUGCGCUACGAGGAGAUCGCUAAGAGGACCCAGCCGCCGCCGCGGCUCCCGGUGGGCCCCAGCCACAAAUUCGCCGAUAACUAUUACUGCAACCGGGACGGGCGCCGAGAGUCGCUGCCGCCCCUGGUGGUGGCGGCGGCGCAGAGAACACUGCCGGCGGGGGCACAAGCCGGCGGUUCAGGUGCUGCAGUGACAACAACAGCAAAGAAACCAGUGACACCAGGACCACCGCUUAGGAAGUGGGAAAUUUCCAAGGAUGAGCCCUACUUGUGAGCAGGGAGUGAGCUGAGGCUGUAUGAUGGGCACAGGUGGUUCCAGAGCAGCUCUGAUGGGGAGGCUGUGCUGGAUGUGGCUCCAGGCUGCUGGAGGGAGCUGAUGUCUGAUUAAUAAAUGUAUAUAAAACAGUGAUUACUCCCCCCA
Pseudopodoces humilis (Tibetan ground-tit) is the source of this 577-nucleotide messenger RNA. RefSeq names its product NADH:ubiquinone oxidoreductase subunit A7 (gene NDUFA7). Lineage: Eukaryota; Metazoa; Chordata; Aves; Passeriformes; Paridae. The record is from RefSeq and is a predicted model, not a curated record. Gene Ontology annotation, cellular component: respiratory chain complex I; mitochondrial inner membrane. Gene Ontology annotation, biological process: mitochondrial electron transport, NADH to ubiquinone; ATP synthesis coupled electron transport.